AUGACUGCAGGUGGUUCAGCUAGUGAUGUCCCAGAGGACAAAAAGGCAGCUGCACCCACUGACCAGCAUAUCAAUGUCAAGGUUAUGGCACCAGAUCAAGGCGAAGUGUUUUUUAAGAUUAAGCGAUCUACCCCGCUGUUGAAGCUCAUGAAUGCUUACUGUGAGAGACAGGGGAAACAGCGUGGUACUAUUCGCUUCAUGUAUGAUGGCAAUCGAGUUGAAGAACAUGCAACUCCUGAUCAGCUUGAUAUGGACGAUGGCGAUGUGAUUGAUGCUAUGGUGGAACAGCUUGGUGGAUGUUAA
Messenger RNA from Batrachochytrium dendrobatidis JAM81, 303 nucleotides. Its product is annotated as SUMO family protein SMT3. The coding region runs from base 1 to 303 and encodes 100 amino acids. Gene Ontology annotation, biological process: protein sumoylation. The record is from RefSeq and is a predicted model, not a curated record. The transcript has 4 exons. Gene Ontology annotation, molecular function: ubiquitin-like protein ligase binding; protein tag activity. Gene Ontology annotation, cellular component: nucleus. NCBI's taxonomy places the organism in Eukaryota, Fungi, Chytridiomycota, Chytridiomycetes, Rhizophydiales.